Chondrus crispus (carragheen) is the source of this 936-nucleotide messenger RNA. RefSeq lists its product as hypothetical. The record is from RefSeq and is a predicted model, not a curated record. The transcript has a single exon. The coding region runs from base 1 to 936 and encodes 311 amino acids. NCBI's taxonomy places the organism in Eukaryota, Rhodophyta, Florideophyceae, Gigartinales, Gigartinaceae.
AUGCGUGCUCUUUCCUCUAUGGCAGCCCACUCUUCACUCUUUAGUGCUUCCUUUGGCAAUAUUUGUCUACUCGCACCGACGCAGGCGACAUUUCGCUGCGCGAAGUAUUCUCUCAGUUUCUUUUCAUCUACACCACUUGUCGGCAAUAAAGGGAUGUGUCCUAGCGGCCCUUGCAUCGCCUUGACGAAGUCGACGCCACCCAACAAGUUGACCGGGAACACUUUGACCAGCAUCGCCCCAGCUGCAUACGCAUUGUAUAUCUCCGUGGGUGUCGCAGCACCCGGAACAGCCAGCAUCCCAGCAUUGUGUAUUUCAGAGAUGAUAGCGGCGUCGGUAACUGGCGAGAGAGCAAACCUUGCUGAGGCCGCGGCAGCAGCAGACACGUCGGCCGGGGUGAGAACUGUACCAGCGCCGAUAAGAGCGGAGGGAAAGUUUGUGUUGAGAGUGCGAAUGAUAGAGGGUGCAGAGGGAGUCGUCAAGGCGAUCUCUAUGCAGCGAAUCCCACCGCGAAUUGCGGCUGAUGCGGCGGAUAUGGCAGUGGAGGGAGAAUCCAUGCGCACACAGAGCAUUAUUGGAGAUGAGCGAAGGAUGGCUAGCGUUUCUGAAAGAGGGUUGUGUAGCGGACGGAAAUUUGAGCAAUUUGCGUCAGGGGAGUGUGGACCCGAUGGGAUUCUGGGCGGGUUGUGUAACACCAUUCUCGUGGGUGUUGGGCGUCGUGGAUGGCGAUUUGGUUGCGGGGUGUCGGUGAUGCAAAAGGGGAGUAGGGGGGCGAUGAAUCCUAGGUGCAUUGUAGGGAGGGGCCUGAGCGGGUGCUCCUGCUGUGGUGGAAAUGUCCUGCUGAAGAAGGUGGAUGAGCAAGCAAGUAGGGUGAAUAUUCACGAGUUUGACAUCCUUGAGUGCUCUGGCAUGGCCAGGGCAUGGGUGAUCAGUGAAUGA